Molecule: messenger RNA, 1844 nt
Organism: Panicum hallii
Lineage: Eukaryota; Viridiplantae; Streptophyta; Magnoliopsida; Poales; Poaceae
Product: putative receptor-like protein kinase At4g00960
Exons: 7
Coding region: 321-1664 (447 amino acids)
Biological process (GO): protein phosphorylation
Molecular function (GO): protein kinase activity; ATP binding
Source: RefSeq, a predicted model, not a curated record
CUAGCCUCUACACACAGCCUUGGACACAUCAACCCAGCUGUCGAGGGGGAAAGUCGGAGACGGCCUCUCUCGUCAACAGCGCUAAUCAGCAGCGACAAACCGCGUUCCUCCUCAUCCGUGAUUCUCGGUUCAUCUCUCAAGGAUGCUCCAGCCUCCUAUCGGUAAGACUGAAGCAUUAUAGCUAUCCAGCCUUUCCAGUAGCCCAUCGAAGACAAGAAAAUAAACCAUUACGGCAGCAGCAUCUCUGGGACAGAUCGAACACGGAAGCCAUCCAAGAUGUGUGCUAUUAUGUGGAAACGCUAGAGUAGUCAGAAAUAGAAAUGGACGCCGAGUCUAGCAGGCAUGAUAACCUAGAGAGUAUAUUUGAAGGCGCAAGUUCAGAACCACGCACUCUACCACUAGAAUAUUUGAGAAAUAUCACAAAUGACUUCUCUGAAGAGCUAUUACUUGGUGAAGGUGGCUUUGGUAAAGUAUAUAAGGGAGUGAAAGAAAAUGGAGAAACCAUUGCUGUGAAGAGGCUUUCCCCGUCAAUACCAGAAGUUAGCCAGUUCGAGAAUGAGGCACGUCAUCUUAUGAAGCUUAAUCACCCAAAUAUUGUCCCACUUGUAGCCUACUGUUUUGAAAGUAAGAUUAUAUAUGUAGAACAAGAAGGGAAAUACUUUUGGGCUGAGAAGCCAGAAAGGUUGCUUUGCUUGGAGUAUAUGCCUGAAGGAAGCCUCCGUGGUUGUCUUUCAGAUGAAUCUUGUGGACUUGAUUGGGACCGACGUUACAAAAUAAUCGAGGGUAUUUGCUUUGGUUUGCAUUAUCUUCACGAGGAAUGGAAUCCUAAAACUCCUAUUAUUCACAUGGACCUCAAACCUGCAAACAUAUUGCUUGAUGUGAAUAUGGUUCCAAAAAUUGCGGACUUUGGUUUGUCAAGACUCUUUGGUGAAGAGCAAACUCGAACGUGUACUACCAAUUGUUUCGGAACAUGGGGUUACAAGGCACCAGAAUAUAUAAAUAGAGGUACAAUCACAAAAGAAUUAGACAUAUUCAGUUUGGGUGUAAUAAUCAUAGAAAUAGUGACGGGACACAAGAACUACCCAGAAGAUACCGAAGUCGACGAUGGAUCUUCCCAGAGAUAUAUAGAGCUUGUACUUAAGAAUUGGAGAACUAGGAUGGAAAAUUCGCAAGGGUACACAUCAGUGGAAAUCAAUUACCAACAAAUAGCAUUAUGCAUAGCGAUAGGUUUGGUCUGCGUGAAACUUGACCGGAUGAAAAGGCCUACAACAAGCCAAAUUAUCACUAUGCUUCGCAGACCAGGAAGUGCAGAUGGCAGCAUACGAGAAGGGGUAAGAUCACCUGCAAAAACCAAGAUUCACUACCUUCUCACUGAUUGGGAAUUUCUCUUCUGUACAAAGGUUGUCCAACCUGAACAAACGCAUGACAAUAAAGAUGGAGCUCAGACUGUGGUUACGGUUGCAGAGGAGACAUUUGCUGAUAGGAGAAAACAAAGAUCACCUGCGUCCCGGCCGUUCCGGAGGUUCACUGAGCCUAGGCCUGCUGAGGAGACGAUUGCUCAAACAGAAAAACGAGGAACGCUUGUGUUUCAGCCGAUUGGGGGGGCCACUUUCUACCCCACACCCACAGAGAGGGAUGAGAGAACAAAUUGUUCUAUAAUUUAGAUCUUGCCAUUAAUUUUGUAGUGGCUCAUGGGUAUUUUUUAUCAAAAUAGCGAGAAAGGCUCCAGUUGUGUUUUCCAUGAAAACUUGAAUGAAUAGUAAAUAAUUAAACCACUCUCGUGGGCAAUGUGGUCAAACACCAACUUCAAUAUGAAUAAGAGGGUUUGUUUAAUAGCAACAUGA